AUGGUAAAAGAAAAAGCUGCCAACUUCACAUAUUCUGUGACUGAUCUAUGCUAUGAGAUUGAUCACUUCAGCUACAAACUAACCUCAAGUCCUUCAGUCAUUUGUGUGAUCUUAUAUUUCUUUCUUGCUCUGUUGUCUGUCAUCACUGUUUGUGGGAAUCUCCUUGUGAUCAUUUCAGUUGCGUACUUCAAGCAGCUGCACACUCCCACUCACUCUCUCAUCCUGUCUCUGGCUGUGGCUGACCUGCUGGUUGGGAUCCUAGUUUUCCCUCUCAGCAUGGCGUUCUCUCUCAGCUCCUGUUUGUUUUAUGAGGGUUUGUUUUGUAAGGUGCGGGACAGUUUCGACAUCACCCUCAGCACCUGCUCCAUCAUGAAUCUGUGCUGCAUUUCCGUUGACAGAUAUUUUGCUGUGUGUCAGCCGCUGAUGUACAAAACUAAAAUCAACCAACGUGUUGUUGUCGUCAUGAUCGUGAUGAGCUGGGGGGUUUCUGCACUUGUCGGAAUGGGAGUGAUAAUUGUCGGGUUCAACAACACUGGAUGUGAAGAUUCCUGCUUGAUUAAUGUGUUAAUUGGAAACAUAACUGGACCCGUUUUAUCCUUUUACUUCCCAGUGAUCAUCAUGCUGUGUAUCUAUCUGAAGAUUUUCCUUGUUGCUCAGCGACAGGCGAGAAACAUCCAGAUCAGAGCAAAGUGUGUAGACGGUGUUAGCAAGAUAGAGAGAAAAUCCACCAAAACUCUGGCUACUGUUCUAGGAGUUUUUCUCUGCUGCUGGACUCCUUUCUUUCUGUGCAUCACGUUCCUGCCUUUUUUCAGCAGUCCAGUCCCUGUUCCUGUGAUCGAAACACUGUCCUGGCUCGCCUUAUCAAACUCAACCCUGAAUCCCUUCAUUUAUGCUUUCUAUUACAGAUGGUUCAGGUCAGCCUUCAAAAUUAUUAUCUCAGGAAAAAUAUUCCAGAAGAAUGUUUCUAAUUUAAAACUGACCUGACUCAUAGUUUGUUGGAAAGAUGCAAUUGAUACUGCAGUACAACACUAAGUAAAAGAUGCCCAGAUGUAUGCAUAACAAUAUUUUACUAAAAGAAAAUUACAGCCUCUCUGAAAAAGGUAGACAGAAGGUAGUAAUGUAGGAGUAAUCAACUGGUUUAGAUUUUGUUUAGAAGAAAAACAGGACAGUUGAAAGCUUUAGGAUUGUUGUUAUAUUGUUAAUAACAAAAUGAUUAAUUAAAUUGAACUGAAAUUUUUAAGAAGAGCUGUCAGUUGUUGAGUUUUCUAAAAUCCACAGCAAUGUGCAAUUUGUAUGUGAUGAAGCAGAACACACGUUUCAAACAUGAAGGUGAAUCUUUUUUUUUUUUUUUAAUUGGCGCUGAUUUGAAGACAAUUGAAAACGGAAAAAUACUGUAUUCCUUUUGAUGUUCAUCUGUUACAUUUGUCUAAUUUAAGUGCACUCACACCAAGAGUCUUUAGGCAGAUGAUAUGGUAGCAAUAUUUUAUUCUUUGAGUGAAAUGUCUCAAUAAAACAUAACAUUUGUAAUAAAAGCUGUAAUUUAAAAAAUGUGCUCAUUUUUUUAUUUUAUUUUAUUCUUCAAAAAAUUGAGUUGCAAUAUUGCCCAUUUUUCUGUAGAUUAGAAUAACAGUACCUUUUUUUUAAACAUAAAAGUUGAAGAUCAUUUUAAUUCGAAUUGUAAAUACAGGAUUGAUAAAUUAAAAGUGAGAUAGGUUCCAUCUUUUAGCACUAUCCUUAGGCCGGCUUGCACUGUAAUGGUGCAUACACACUGAACGCGAUUCGCACGACAAAUUUGCGUUCCCUGCCCCUUUUACCCCGCGCAGGGAAUUCGCUGCCAGCCGCUUGUUAAAUAAUGUGUUCCUGAUGCCGCGGCUGCAUGUGGGAGGAGCUACCAGCUCUAUCUGUUGAUGUGUCACUUAUGAAUGCAUGUAUGCAGCGCGAAUCGCGUUUGGUGUGAAUGCAACAUAACGGGGCUGCAUUUGACAACUGUGUCUGUAACACACCAAAAGCAGCACAAAUUUAAAGCUUAGACAAGGAUCAGCCGUUGUAUGGAGUCAAAUCAAGAUCAGUUUAAAGUGAAUAAAAAACCCACAUUGCAAAUUUGAAAAAUGGACACUGUCUAUUAUUUCUAUAAUUUGAAAAAAAUGUGAUAAUUUGAAAACCGCUUCAAAAGCAACUUAUCCAUUGUAUACCCCGAAAAAAAAUAAACAAAUAAGAAAAUUAAUAUUUUUCAAUUUUGAAGAAAUGCUGAACAAUUAAAGAAAAACAAAUACAAUCCUAAAACUGUUAUCAAAUAAGAAAAAAAAAAGUUUAUCACAUAAACCAAACUUUUAGAGAGCUUUAUCUCUACUGUAAACCUCAUCAGGGGUGAAGGCCUCAUUCAAAACCAUUUUUAUAAAUAUGGACAGGCCCCCUAGAUACAGUGCAGAAUUUAACCAUGAGUUUAAUGAAUAGAUGUCUACGAUCUGUACUGAUUUUGACUGUAUAAUUAUAGUUGGCGAUUUUAACAUCCAUUUUGACAACCCCGAGAACAAAGAAACUAAAUAAAACUCUGGACAACUUUGGUUGACUCAACCUGUAACAGAAGCCAUGUUAUUUAUUUAUUUAUUUAUUUAUUUCAAAUGUAUUGAUUAAUUUAUUGUAUCCAAAACUGAAGCUGUCAAAACUGUUGAUGAAGUUUACAAUCAACUUGUCAAUAAAGUUGACAAAAUCCAACAAAUCUUGCUGUCCCUGCUCUUGCUCCUUCAGUGCUUAGAAUUGUGCACAGUCUCAUUGCAGGUCCUCCUUGAACACUUCAAGUUUUCUCCGAAAGGAGUGAAUGGCUGUCAUCAACUCACGGAUUGAAUUGAAUUGUCUUUUUCAGUCUUC
Messenger RNA from Oryzias melastigma (Indian medaka), 2868 nucleotides. RefSeq names its product trace amine-associated receptor 1-like. The transcript has a single exon. NCBI's taxonomy places the organism in Eukaryota, Metazoa, Chordata, Actinopteri, Beloniformes, Adrianichthyidae. Gene Ontology annotation, biological process: G protein-coupled receptor signaling pathway. Gene Ontology annotation, molecular function: trace-amine receptor activity. The coding region runs from base 1 to 984 and encodes 327 amino acids. The record is from RefSeq and is a predicted model, not a curated record. Gene Ontology annotation, cellular component: membrane.